Molecule: messenger RNA, 1506 nt
Organism: Fusarium fujikuroi IMI 58289
Lineage: Eukaryota; Fungi; Ascomycota; Sordariomycetes; Hypocreales; Nectriaceae
Product: multidrug transporter family protein
Exons: 3
Coding region: 1-1506 (501 amino acids)
Source: RefSeq, a predicted model, not a curated record
AUGCAAGCUGAACAACUAACACAAAUACACAUCGGGGAAGGUCGUGGAGAAAUUCGGUCCAUAUCGCAACUGAGCUUCGACGUCGCACACUUCUCUACUGAGGAAUCUCGGUUCCAGGAAAGGCUGCUGAAGCUUUGCCCUGCAAAUCUCUGGCACAAGGGUUCUUACACGGCAGGAUGUCCGCGGCCUGUCCUAGUGGGUCUACAUCACCAACAGCAGCUGAAAGAUCUUCAUGAAGCUUUGACAGCGGCAAUCACGGAUGUUGUGCAACGCUGGUGGAGUGACAGAGACGCAAGGUUCCCCGAGCGUAUGCCGCUAGAGGCUAAAGAGGAGGAGCUUCUGCAAUGGAUCGAGGGCCAAGUCAUUAUCGGGAACCUGCCGCAGUUCUCGCAGUGUCGGGGAUCAUGGCGCCCAGACUUUCUCGUGGAGGACAACAGCGAGCGCGAAGAAAACUACUGCAUUACGGAAAUCAAUGCGCGUUUCUCGUUCAACGGGUUUAUGCAUGAGGCUUAUGGCCAGGCGGCAACCAACGAUAGCCUGGGGAGCGCGGAGACGGAGCUGAUGCCCACCACUGACCCGGACACUAUACUGGAAGGGUUAUUCAGUUUGUUCGAUCCCGAGUAUCCACUCCAUCUUCUGAAAGGUGCCGAAAAAGGUAUCGAUAUCCACAUGUUUAUUGAUGCUGUCCAACAUCGUUUCGGCGUAAAGCCACGGCUCAUUUCCCCCGCAGAUCUGAGACUAUUUCCGGAUGCACGCAGCAAAAGCGGGUUCCGGCUGUGCUGUGUCAUACACGAUCGCGAUGGGCAAGUCCCCAACACCUGGAGAUUUGUAUCUCCAAAUGGUGAAAUUUGUGAAGAGAUACAUCAAGUCGGGCUUGAGUUACAUCAGCGGGAACUCCUCGCCCUUGAGCCGGAAAUGCUACGCCAAAUCAGCCAGCGCUGUUUUAAUGAUAUGCGUACUAUACUUCUCGUACAUGACAAGCGGAUGCUGGGGAUUGUGAGACAAGAGAUCCCGAAGCUAGUGGCGCGCGGAGCAGUCACUCCAGUUCAAGCUGAAGCCCUACGUCUUGGCAUCGUGGAAACAUUCCUUCCUGGUUCUGACGAGCUGAAAGAUCUGCUGCGAAUGUCCCUCACUUCUCCCGACUUGAGAUACGGCUACAUCCUCAAGCCCAUCCGCAGCGGCAAAGGUAAUGGCAUCAUUUUCGGAGACGAUGUCACGGCACCCGAAUGGACAUCCCUUCUUCAAGCUCUCGCACCGCCGGGUGACAUUUCAGCAGAGAUUUGCGUGGUACAGAGGCUCAUCACUCCCCGCGAAUAUGAUCUGGUGCUGCGUGCGUCAAACGGAAUGGUUCGAUAUCCUCUGGUGGGUACGUAUCAUGUUUCAAACGGGAAGUUGCUCGGUCUCGGGACCUGGCGAGCGAGUGGAGGCCGAAUUGUUGCUGUAUCAAUUGGCGGAUCUUGGAUUUGUUCAGUCAUGAAAGGUGAGGGAGAGGCUCGGGAAGAGUGA